AUGAGUUGCAGUGCAGAAAGGAGGGAAAUGGAGAAUGGGGUGGGAGAGAGUGUAGAAUUAAGAGUGCAAGAGAAAGUGGAAGAAAGGAAGAUAGAGGAGUUGCGGCGUGGGAAUGGGGAAGUGGAGGGCAAGGGUUGUGGAGUGAAGGUGAGGGAAAGGUGGGAGAGAGGUGGGGGUGUGAGAAAGGGAGAAAGGAAGUGGGUGAGAGUACAAAAAAUGGAGAGAGAGAAGUUGGAUGAGUGUGGGAAAGGGAAGAAGAAAAAGGGAAGGGAAGGGGUGCAAGGUAGAGGAGGGGAAAGGAGAAUGAUGUGGGGAAGGGAAGAAGAGAAGGAGUGA
Abrus precatorius (Indian licorice) is the source of this 336-nucleotide messenger RNA. RefSeq names its product octapeptide-repeat protein T2-like. The transcript has a single exon. The record is from RefSeq and is a predicted model, not a curated record. Lineage: Eukaryota; Viridiplantae; Streptophyta; Magnoliopsida; Fabales; Fabaceae. Bases 1 to 336 code for a protein of 111 amino acids.